Molecule: messenger RNA, 1413 nt
Organism: Chironomus riparius
Lineage: Eukaryota; Metazoa; Arthropoda; Insecta; Diptera; Chironomidae
Source: the annotation of a GenBank genome assembly
AUGCUGUCAGUUUUUGUAAAAAUGCUGUCAGUUAAGAUGAAACUCUAUCAGUUGAGCAACUCACAAUUUUUAAACACAAAAUCAUUAAUAACUUUCACUUUCUCAGUUGUGUUCGGUCCGUUGAGUCGAAAAGUCAAUAAAAAAAGUUUUAAAAUGUCUUCAAAAUCUCGAAAAAGACUCAAAAAGCUAAAGAUAUUUUGGAAUCACUCACAAAAGUACCUGCAAAGCAUAUUCCUAAUCGGAUUCUCACUAUUUUUAUACCAAAACAUCGAAAGAUAUCGCGACAAUCAAGUCACAAACUUCAAAUUUCAAGUUCCAUUUAAAAAUAUUCCAAAAACAAGCCAAAGAAAUGAAAGCACAAAAUAUAUUUUAUUCUGGACGAGUUGGUGGAACUUUGAUUAUUGGCAUAUGGGAGCUAGUGUCCUUGGUGAAGACUAUUUAAAGUCUAUCGACUGUCCAGUCACAAACUGCAUAUUCUCACAUAAUCGAACAUUUUUACCACAACCGACUGACUUUGAUGCACUCAUUUUUCAUAUGGGAAGCAUGAAUGACAUUGAUGACUUGCCGGCAUUCAGAAGAGACGAUCAGAUUUACAUUGUGGCUAAUGAGGAGGCUCCAUUCUACUCAAGACCUGACCUAAAAACUGAAGAUUACUUUUUCAACAUGACAUUUACUUAUCGACUGAAUUCAGACAUAUUUUGGAACUAUGGACUUUUUGCUGACAUUGAGACAAGCAGCAUUGUGGCUCCAUCGAGAGAUGUUAAAUGGAAGAAGCCUGAAAUUGUUGAUGAUCCAGAACUGCUCAAGUUCAUCAAAACUUCAAAAACAAAAAUGGCUGCAUGGUUCUCAUCACAUUGUGGCGUAGCUUCAAAUCGAGAGAAUUUAGCAAAGAAAAUUCAAGAAUUUAUGCAAGUUGACAUUUAUGGAAAGUGUGGCAACUUGACUUGCUCGAUUCCAAAUAUUUAUAGCCAAGAUGGUCGUCAACACUGCACGGACAUGCUGAAUACAACCUAUAAAUUCUAUUUAUCAUUUGAAAACUCAAUUUGUACUGAUUACAUGACUGAGAAGGUGUUCCUGAACAUGGACAACUAUAUUGUGCCAAUUUUGUACAAUGGAAUCACAGACAUGCAGCACUUCCUGCCACCACACUCAUACAUAAAUGUCAAUGACUCGAGCAGUGUCGAAGAUCUCGUCAAUUAUCUCAAAUAUUUAGACAAAAAUCCACAAGAAUAUGCAAAUUAUUUCUGGUGGAAGAAGUACUAUAAAGUCAUACCAGACACAAAUCCUUACACGUACUGUGAAAUGUGUAAAAGAUUAAACAAUUGGAAUGUUAAAGAACGACGGCAAGUUUAUUUAGAUGUCCAUAAUUGGCAUAGUCGUGAGACUUGUUAUGACAUGGGAAAUAAUUUUUAA